This is a messenger RNA of Brassica napus (rape), 1699 nucleotides long. RefSeq lists its product as uncharacterized. The coding region runs from base 595 to 1542 and encodes 315 amino acids. NCBI's taxonomy places the organism in Eukaryota, Viridiplantae, Streptophyta, Magnoliopsida, Brassicales, Brassicaceae. Gene Ontology annotation, molecular function: protein binding. The transcript is spliced from 6 exons. The record is from RefSeq and is a predicted model, not a curated record.
AAACUUUCUCAACUAUGUUUGCAAUGUUUGGUAUUACAUAAUACCUGGAGUCAGCUAGGUUAUUCAUUCAUAAAAAUACUCUGUAACUCAGCUCUUGUGUGUUAAAUAAUCGAGUCUGCUACUGCAAACAGUUAUAUUCACGUUGGCCUCAUGGCCUGUAAUCAUACCAGAGUUCUCUAGUUCAUUUGUCGAAUUAUUAAAUUUUAAUGACAUGAUACUGCUUACAGUUUCACCUUUACUUCACACCGAGUCUACAAACCCUAACGUUUUUGUUUAAAGAUGUAUAACGCAUCUCUUGUAGUUGUUUAUUUUAUUGGUUUUAGGAUUCUUGUUUUCUUAUGUGUACUGUUCUCCCGCCUCAGCUAUGCAGCUGGGGUGUUGAUUCACAAAAAGUCCUUUUCUUUUUGCAGAUGAUCUCGAAAGGGUGCUUAAUCUAACCUGCUUCGUUCCUAACUUCUCGAAAAAAUAUAAUAACUUAAUCUAACCUGCUUCGUUCUUAACUCCUCCACAUUUUGAGAAACAGUUACUAUAUGCUGCUAACCUUUCUUAAACAGGUUGGGAGAGCAUCUGGCGCCAUAAAGAAACCAUUUUAAUAUGCUGAGGAACUUGAUAUGGGCAACAUCAAAGCACGAUGUGUAUUUCAUGAAGAACUACUCCCUCAUGCAUUGGUCAUCUUUGCUUCAAAGGAGCAAAGAAGUACUUAACGUGGCUAAGCCCAUUGUUCCUACGAUGAAGCAUCCUGGAUCGUUGUCGCAGUCCAUAUCAAGAGUCCAGAUAAGCACCAUGGCAGUUAAAGACGAUUUGAUAGUUGCCGGAGGGUUCCAAGGAGAGCUUAUCUGUAAGAGAGUCAACGAACCUGGAGUUGCAUUCUGUACUGUUCUAACAUCGGUUGAAAACGACAUCACAAACUCGGUCGAUAUAUACAACACACCAAGUGGCUCGUUAAGAGUUAUAACCGCGAACAAUGACUGCACCGUCCGUGUACUUGACGCUACAAACUUUGCUUUCCUCAACAGUUUUACCUUUGACUGGUCGGUAAAUAACGUGACGGCAAGUCCAGACGGGAAGCUAGUAGCUGUCUUAGGAGACAGUCCCGAGUGCUUACUAGCCGAGGCAGGAUCAGGUAAAGUGAUCCAUGCCCUCGAAGGCCAUCUCGACUACUCGUUUUCAUCAGCAUGGCAUCCAAACGGGCAAAUCCUAGCCACGGGGAACCAAGACACAACAUGCAGGCUAUGGGACGUGAGGAACUUAUCUAAGUCGCUCAAAGUGUUGAAAGGAAACAUGGGAGCUAUUAGAGCGUUGAGGUUUACUUCUGAUGGACGGUUCUUGGCCAUGGCUGAGCCAGCAGACUUUGUUCACGUCUUUGACACGGAAGCUGGUUAUAGUCAGUGUCAAGAGAUUGAUAUGUUUGGAGAAGUAGCUGGAAUAUCGUUUAGUCCUGACACGGAAGCACUGUUCGUGGGAGUGGCUGAUCGUACAUACGGUAGCUUGUUGGAGUUUAGUAGGAAGCGUAACCACUUGUACUUGGAUUCCAUUUUCUGAUCUGACUCCAGUGAGCUCUAUGUGUGUGAGAGGUUAUGUUACGACGUUGGUAAGGGUUAAGUCGUUGUUUUUGUGGACUUUUGUACCUUUGUUUGCCACUUUAUGUAAGUUUAUUGAUAGAUUUAUAUUAGUUCUAUGCAAGGUUAUUGCAGUUUAA